AUGAUAAAAUCCAACCUCCAGCGGAUCCUAAACAGUCAUUGCUUUGCUCGCGAAAAGGAAGGAAAACAACAGCCCAUCACUGCCAUGGCGGAUUUAAGUAGCGGUAUUUGUGACAUGAUUGCGAAUCUGUCAACGCACUGUAGUAGUAGUAGUACCCGCGGCCCAGGGCCUCUGUGGUGCUCCGAUGCCCCUCUCCCACCCCUGAAGAUCCCAGGUGGGCGAGGGAAUGGCACACGGGAUCACGCUCCUGCAGCUCGGUUGCUCCACUCGGACUUGAAGUUGACCGUCAGCGAGGAGCCGGCGGGCAGCGGUCGCCCCGGGAUACUUCACUUCCAAAGUCAUCCCACCAUCAGCAAGACAGUUCAAUGGGACGCUGUCGUGAGCAGCAGUGCUCUCUACGUGGAGAUCCCUCUUGACCCACUGCCUGAAGGCAGCAAGGAGAGUUUAGUGUCUCUGCUGGAAUAUGCUGAAGAACAUCUGAAAGUGCUCAGCGUGUUUGUCUGCUUCUACAAGAACAGGGAUGAUCGUGCCAAGCUGGUGCGUACGUUCAGUUUCCUGGGCUUCGAGAUCGUGAAACCCGGCCACGCCCUCGUCCCACCUCGACCCGACGUUCUCUUCAUGGCGUACAAUUUCGACAGGGACUCUUCCGACGAGGAUUAG
This is a messenger RNA of Nerophis lumbriciformis (worm pipefish), 660 nucleotides long. The record is from RefSeq and is a predicted model, not a curated record. NCBI's taxonomy places the organism in Eukaryota, Metazoa, Chordata, Actinopteri, Syngnathiformes, Syngnathidae.